This is a messenger RNA of Morus notabilis, 2543 nucleotides long. RefSeq lists its product as uncharacterized. The record is from RefSeq and is a predicted model, not a curated record. Bases 347 to 2038 code for a protein of 563 amino acids. The transcript is spliced from 9 exons. Lineage: Eukaryota; Viridiplantae; Streptophyta; Magnoliopsida; Rosales; Moraceae.
CUCCCUUUCUUUCUUUCUCCCUCCUCUCCUCUUUCUCUCUCUUCCGCCUCUCUCAGCUUUUGGGGGCUUCUCUGAGAAAUUCUCUCCUUUGCUUUUUUCCUCUAUUUUCCUUAGCCUUGGUAAUGUGGUGAUUUGAUUUCUGUUCCUCUUUCUUUUUCUUCUUCUGGCAAGCUCAGCUCUCAGAGUCCUCCACUACAGUGAAUAUUCCGCUCCUUUUUUUGGUUUUUCUCCGGCUGUUUUGCAUGAGUGCUAAGAGCUUACAGAUUGUCAGAUAGAAAACAAAUUUAAGGUCUGUCUGGGUCCAUAAGGAGAGGAAGCUUUGAUAACUUCGAAAGCGCUUGCAACUAUGUUCACCUGUAAGCCUUAUGAGGUUGAUGCAGAUAUGCCUAUUUUUCCUGCCUCAGAAGAUGAACCUGUGGUCUUGGAGCAUUUCUUGGUAGAGCCUCCGUGUAAAGAAGAUUGGGUUAGUGGUCUUCUUGAUUUGGAUGCAUUCCAAAUUGAGAAAAGCUUCAAUAUAGAAGAUAUUUCAAGCACUUUUGAUUAUGAUCAGAUAAAACUUGAUACUGAUGCAGUUCAUACUAUGCUUCCUAAAGGCGAGGAAAAAAGCCUAGAAUUUCCUUCAGAGGCGUCGCAAGGAAUCAAUUUUGGCGGUUCUGAAGAGAAUCAUUUUGAUACCAAACAUGCUGAUAAAGCUGUCAAAUCGGACGAUGGCUCCUGCAAUAAAUCUUCUUGUCUGGGAAAUGUUGGAUUAGAAAAUCAAUCCCAAAGUGUCCAUAAAACAGGCUCUGAUGAGGAGAUGGUCAAGUUGUCUUCUACAAGUAUGCCGGUGCUUAAUUAUACUUAUAACCAUCAUCCUUCUUUGCUAGACCAAGCUGCAGCUAAAGAAUUGGAUGAGGCCUUUAAGAACAUUUCUGGACACGAGACAUUAUUGAUCGACAAGAACUGGCCAAACAAAAAUAAUUUAUAUGGUUUGGAGAACUAUGCUCAGUUAGAAACUAGUCUGAACCUCAUGAAAUUUGAAGAAAUUUCUACCGAAAGUGAAGAUAAAACCAUAUUUUUAUCCAUUGUUGACUAUUGUGCAAGUUCCACCAUCCCCGUCACAGGACCAUUGAAUAGUGAGAGUAUUUCAGGACAGCAGCAGAUGAAGAGAAAGAGAGUGGAUGGCUGUGAAUCCAUCAAAACCUCAACUUCUGAUGUUAGCAAAAUAGAGUUCUGCUCAGAUGAAGGAUAUAGGGCAGAACCACUUGUCUCACCAAAAAGGUCAAGAAAGCCACCCAGGAGAUACAUUGAAGAAUCAUUGGAGUACGAAUCAAAAUCUAAUAAUAAAAAAUGUGGAAUAGGAAAAAGAUCAAAGGAUAGGAUUCUGUAUGAUAGAUAUCCGAAAUAUAAGUGGCAGAAUGCAGAACACAUGGUUUAUGAGGAUGAUUCUUUUAAUGGAGGGUGUAUCCAAGUUCCCUUUGGUCUUCCAAUGGAAAGAGAGCAACCCCACCCAAAGAAAAACAAAUCAUCUCUGGGCUCUGGGGUUUCCAAGGAAAAUAGACUUCUAGAUCCAAGCGAGAGGUUUGAUGUAGCUCUUAUAGUUGAGUCACAAGAAGACAUUUCUGAAGACGAGUGUGUUGCAAGGAGUUUUACUGCAAAAGGUAGCACCAGGAGAAAACGACAUAUAUCAUGGACAACUGAGGAAGUGGUGAAGUUAGUUGAUGGCGUUUCACAGUGCGGAGUGGGGAGAUGGACUGAGAUAAAGAGAUUACUUUUUUCAUCAGCUUCACAUCGUACAUCCGUAGACCUCAAGGACAAAUGGCGAAAUUUGUUAAGGGCUAGCUGUACCCAAUUGCAGAUCAAGGAAAAGGUUGACCAAGGACGAAAGCAAGCAACGAACUUUGUGCCGGAAUCUAUUCUGUGGCGAGUUAGGGAAUUGGCUGUUAUCUAUCCGUAUCCAAGGGACAGUAGGUCGAAGGUCUCCUGCAUUAUUCCGGCCGUUUCAUCCUUCCCAGCCAGCACCUCAAAUGCAUUGGUCCCUCUGUCAACUGCCGUCUGAGAAUGCGAUCAGUUUCAAUGGCAAAGAAUUACUGCAAAGCAUCGAGCUCAAACUACGAUAUACUUGUGGGGUAUACUUUGCUAACAUUAAUAGUAGAGGGGAGAAAAAAAAAAUAGUAGGAACGAAAGUGUGUCACCUCAGAAUGUCAAUAUCUUUUAAACUCGUGUGUAGGUAGAUGACCCCUCCUUUUCUUUUAGUAGUUGGUAUUACGCAUUACAUAACAUUACAUUACAUUACAUUACAUGUAGCAAUUAUCACGUUUGAUUCAUCAAUGCAUGAGUUUUCUGAGGAUUGAUUGUUUUAGUUCUGUUAUGGAGUUGGAAUCCCGCAAUCUGCGGGAAUGUUUGCCUCUUUGCAUGCCUCAGCAACUCAAACAUGACAACAUAAUUGGCAUGCCUUAGUUUCUAGUUACACGAGGGAAUUGUAGCUCAAGUAGACCCUUUUUUUGUGUUUUCCUUCGCAAAGGUUGUCAGCCUUUUCUUAUGAAAGUUACUUUAUAGUAGAC